This is a messenger RNA of Diatraea saccharalis (sugarcane borer), 3662 nucleotides long. NCBI's taxonomy places the organism in Eukaryota, Metazoa, Arthropoda, Insecta, Lepidoptera, Crambidae. The record is from the annotation of a GenBank genome assembly.
AAUGUCAAUCGCACAUGGUUCAUUCGUUGGUUUUUCCUUUAUUUCUGUGUUCAUGGUGUUUUAAAAUAUAUUCUAAAUAGAACAAAAUUAUUGAGUUUUAUUUAGAUAUAUGUAUUUGAUCUUAGAAUAUUGGUGUUUUUUGUGUUUAUUAUUACUUGUUCAAUGAUAUUUUUAGUUCAAAAUGGUUUUAAACCUUAGUAUUUACUAGUGUUUUUAAUCUUAAACAAUUUAAUUGAUGAAAUCUGAACCAUACUAUUAUAACAAUGCAAGUAUUUGAAAUAGAUAAUGUAAAAAUUUACAACCUCAGUGCAGGAAAGUCGUUGCCAGAUUGGCUGUCAGAGAGGAAAAAACGUGCUCUUUUAAAGAAAAAUGUGGAUUUAAGAAGAAGAGUUGAAUUAAUACAAGAGUUUGAUAUGCCUGGAGUGAGUACUACUUUAAGAGCAUCUAAAGAUGGACAAUAUAUCAUGGCUACAGGCAUUUAUAAACCGAGGAUCAAGUGUUUUGAUGUUAACAACCUGUCUUUGAAAUUUGAAAGAUGCUUGGAUUCGGAAGUCGUCACAUUUGAAAUUUUAAGUGAUGAUUAUUCAAAGAUUGUAUUUCUGCAAUGUGAUCGCUACAUUGAGUUUCAUGUAGGCCAUGGUCGCCAUUAUCGCUUGAGAGUUCCAAGAUUUGGUAGAGAUAUAGCCUAUCAUAAACCAUCCUGUGACCUAUUUGUAGUUGGUGCUUCGUCUGAAGUGUACAGAUUAAAUUUGGAAUUAGGUCAAUUUUUGGCACCAUAUGCUACAAAAGCAAAUGAAAUAAAUGUAUGUGCAAUAAAUGAAGACCAUGGCUUACUCAUCCUCGGUACUGGAAGUGGUCAUGUUGAAGCUUGGGAUCCUCGCACAAAAUCUAAACAAGGAGUAUUAGACUGUGCAUUACAUUGUACAGAUUCUGAAUAUAGAAAUAGCAAUGUUCCUGCUAUUACUGCACUCCAGUUUGAUGGUGCUUUGAAAAUGGGUGUAGGCACAUCUACUGGUCAUGUUUUGUUGUACGACAUAAGAUCUAGCAAACCACUUUUAAUAAAAGAUCACAUGAACGAAAUACCCAUAAAAAAAUUGGAGUUUCACAAACAAAUGGACUUUGUUUAUUCAAUGGAUUCAACAGUUGUCAAGAUAUGGAAUAAAAACACAGGAAAGCAAUACACCAGCAUUGAGUCAUCAGUAGAUUUUAAUGAUCUCUGCGUAAUUCCAAAUACUGGACUGAACAUGAUGGCAGUAGAAGAUCAAAAAAUGCAAAUUUAUUAUAUACCAUCACUGGGGCCAGCUCCGAAAUGGUGUGCAUUUUUAGAUAAUUUAACAGAAGAGUUAGAGAGCUCAGCAUCUCAAAUUGUUUAUGAUGACUAUAAAUUUAUUACAAAACAAGAAUUGGAAGUACUUGGUUUGGAUCAUCUUCUCGGCACUAAUCUGUUGAGAGCAUAUAUGCAUGGAUAUUUUGUGGAUGUAAGACUUUAUAAGAGAGCCAAAUCUAUAGCAGAUCCAUUCGCAUUUGAGGAGUACAAGAAACGCAAAAUUAGAGAAAAAAUUGAGCAAGAAAGACCGUCUAGACUUAAAAUUGAAGAUAAUCUACCUAAAGUUAACAGAGAUUUGGCUUCACGUAUUUUGGAUGGUGAAGGACGGAAAAAGAAGCAAACUAACAGCUUACUAAGUGAUGAUAGAUUUAAGGCAAUGUUUGAGAAUCCUGAUUUUGAAGUGGACAAAAAUGCAGACGAAUACAGACUACUCAAUCCAGUAUUAUCUAGAUUGGAUAAAGACAAAUCCAAGAAAUCUGAAAUUGAACCUAUGGAAGUGGUACAAGAUAAAGAGGAUUCUGAUUCAGAUCGUGAGUUAUAUAGUUUAAGCGAGGAGAGUUCAGAUGAAGAUAGAUCUUGGAUUAAAGAAGUAAAGAAACAGCACAAAAUAAUAAGACGCCAAAAAGAAGAUCAAUCAAACGAGCUAGAUGAAUCAGUUUUCGAAACACAGAGCACACCCAGAACUACAAAUAGUAUUAAGAACAUUAAUAGAGUGAGUAAAGCCAGUUUGGGCGACCGACUUGUUAGAGAAGGAGCUUCCACAAUGGUUACCGGUACAGGUGGCAACAGGGAGAUGAAGUUCACUAUGAGAGGGAAAAAAUCCGAAAUCGAUAAAUAUAAGAAUAAUAAAAAACAUUACCAGGAACGUAAACAAAUUUGCAAUGAAGCAAUUAAUAUAGAUAUGGGCAAUAAAUUGGUUAAUGUGAAUUUUUUAAAUGAUUGCAUAGCCAGUGAUCUACUGGACAGCCAUGUACUGGGUAACGAGAAGCAACAAGAACCGAAUAUGGAAAGAUCAGCAAGAUCCAACAUCGACGACAACAGUCUCGAUAUUGGAGAAAUUACAGAAUCGCCAGAAACCGAAUAUAUGAGCACUUCAGCCAUUUUACAUUAUUGUAAAUCGAAGAUAUUAUUACCAUAUUUAAAGCUGCUAACUAUUAUGGGCUUACGGCCUAUAGUUGAUGUUUCCAAUUCUUCGAAAUGUGCAAUAUUUCUUUCCCAUUUUCAUUCCGCUCAGGUAGCAGUGUUUAUGAUUCUGGGCUAUAUCCUUCAGUAUAUGGCUUGUUUCAGGCGCGAUAGAGGUUUUUGCUAUAAAUUAGUACCUCUAGCUUUAACUUCGCCUUUAGAAUACGAUGCGUAUAAACAAGUAUGUUAUGGAAAUGUGACCCUUACCUACAUUGGCCCCAGCGUAUUACAUUUCUUAGGGUUUGCAUAUGCUCUAUAUUUAUUUCGGAUUUCUGAUAACGAGCAGCUGCAAAACUUAAUGGAGAGAGUUUUCUUAUCAUCAUCGUCGCCACCAGGAAUGCCCACAAAUAAACCGAAGCGUCUAUUGCGUAUGUUAUGGUUCUUCAUUAUCCUGGGUGUGUUCUGGAUGUGUUUGUCGCUGUGUUCAGUAAACUUAAUGAUCGCCAAAGGAGAUAUAAUGUUCAAAUGGGUCACUACAAGAGAGGUGUUGGUGACGUUGCGCGUAGCAUUGGUGGCUUGCACGAUGAUACAUGACAUGGUGCAGGCCACCGCCCUCACCAGCUAUUGUCUGCAGGCUCAGCUGCUGCAGGCACACCUUAUGUUUCUCAGAGAGCGAUUACUGCAUCGCACUAUAACUCCACUCCACUGGAUGAGAGAAAUAUCCGAGUUCCGGAAACUGUUAAAAUAUUUGAACGAGGAACUGGCGCCGGCUGUGUGCAUGUUCACUAUCGUGAACUUGUCGUGGGCGGCGUCGGGCGCGUUGUGGCUGUGCGGCGUGGACCGCGUGGACAACGCCGCUGAACCGAUACUCGCCAUCGCUAUCCUGAACCAGGCACUAUGGGUCAUCGCGGUUGUUGCGCCCUUCGUACAGGCGGCACGGCUGUCUAACGAAUGCCGCAAGACUCGAUCAAUGGGACACGAAUUAUGCGUGCGCCCGUUCCUGCAUCAGGACACGGCCCAAGAGGAUAUCAUCACGGUCCUCAUGUUCGCGUCCACUCUUCGUCUUCACGCGAAACUAUUCCAUUGCUCUAUCGCUGGCCGAUACGUCUGUCUGCUACUAGCUGUUACUGUUAUCUUUAAUAUCGUUAAGAAGUUCAAAAUUUACAAAACGGGAAAAUCAAAAUGUAAUUUAAGUAAUGGACACAAUUAUUAA